AUUUUACAUAAAUUGUGAAAAUUUAUUUCAGACAUUAAACUUGGAUCACAAAAUAAAGUCAAAUACAAUUGAAAGAUGUUUUCAAACAUAAUUCAAAUGUUUAAAAAUAAUAAUGAACUUUUUGUAUAGGCACGUGGAGAAUAUUCUAUCGCAAGGUUAAAAAUUAAUUAAAGUGUGAUUAAAAAACAAGAGAAUAUAUACUUCUACUACCUUAAAUUAUCAUAGAAUGAAAAAUAGAAAACAUUAAAAAAUGGAUACAUUAACCUAUACAAGUCCUCUAGCAACUGUACAACUUAUACCAAUCUUCAAUUAUUUAACAAUACUUAGUGAUUAUUUAUUCAUUAACAAUUAUUUACCAGAAUUUGAUCAAUACAAACAAAUACCAAUUAUAAAUGCACUUUAUGAUUAUUUAGAAGAAAAUAAAGAUACUUUAGGCAAUAGAGUGAAAUUAAUUCGAUAUUUAUUAAAAGGUAGUGAUCUAUAUGGAGAAGAAGAUAAUGAAUAUUUAGAUCCAAUUUUCGUUAAUGAAAUGUUUAACUACAUCAUUAGUUCUCUUGUAUUUGAUAAAUAUGGAAAUAUUUAUGGAUUUUUGGCAGAAACAAUUCGUGGGUUAAAAAAUUUACAAUUUGAUUAUGUUAUGCCGAAGAUAAAAGAACAACUUGCAAAUACAAGUUAUGAAAAUGAAUUUGGAAUUCCCUCGACACUUAGUGAUUUUGCUGUUGAAAGAAUAUAUCACAAUAUAAUAUUGCCACUUUUUCCGCAACCCAAUAAUAUUGAUAUCAAUUUAUUGUCUCUUGAUUAUAUUUUUGCACAAGCUGGUUCAAUAUAUCUUCGUCUUGGAAGAAUAAAUGAAACCUAUUUUCCUGAUUUUGAAAAUUAUAUUUUAACAAAAAGCUUUAAUAAUCUAAAAUUUGAUGAUUUUGUUACAGUCGGACAUAUAAUAAUUAAUUUAUUACAUAGAGAAAAUAUUGAUAUUUUAACAUUAAGAGCUUUUGCACUUCCAGUUGUUUUCUAUUAUAUUUCAACUGAGACAAAAAUUAUAAAUGAAACAAUAAGAAAUAUAAUUUUUGAACCACAUCAUUGGGAGAUGGCUUAUCAUAAUUUUUUGCAAUUUACAACUAUUGCUUUUGAACAGAUAAAAAAUCAAUUAACCAAAGAUUAUGCAUAUAAAAUUCAUGAGGCAUUUUUGAAAUUUCAUAAUCGUUUUUAUAUGGCUAAACUAUUUUUGGAUCUAGAAUGCCGACUAUCAUUGAAUGAAAAAGAAAGAAAACAAAGAAUUCCUAUGUACAUAAAAAAUUAUAAUAAAAAUUUUCAAUGUCACAAUGAAAGUGUUUUACCGGACAUUAAUGAAUGGUUCAUAAAGCAAAUUGAUUAUAUAGUCGAUAUGUAUGAAAAAUAUGAUUUAGCGAUAGUUCAGCAGUAUUUUAAUCAAUUUUUAAAGGAAAAAAAAUUUAAUGAAAUCGAAAUAAAAUUAUUAGUUAAUGAUUUUAAUAAUUUAACCAGUAAAUCUUUCGAUUUACUUGAAUUUUCUUCCUCCGACAAGAGAAAUUCAGAUUAUUAUGCAUUAAUACGAGAAAAUUAUACUGUUACAUUUAUUAAAGAAUCUGAUAAUCCAGAAAUUUUCAAUCAAAAAGUUGGAUCAUCUUCAGAAAAAUAUAAACAAUCAACAAAUAAAAUUGUAAUUUUAAAAUAUGCCAAUGAACAAAUAGAAGAAUUUUAUCAAGAAUUAAUGAAAUAUAAAAAGGAAAAAUUAAAAUUUUAUUUAAAUAAUUUAGACAAUAAUUCAGAAUGGUGGAAAGAAUUUGGAUUAUCUUUGGUGCCAGCUUAUCCAUGUUUAUCAAAUAAUGAUGAUAAAAAUUUGUGUGAAGAAGAUGAUAUAAAAUUUUUAAAAAAAUUUCCCGAAAACAUAACAUCUAAUAUAAUAGACAUAUAUACACGAUCUCUUUUAUCUUUAUUUGGUAUAAAUAUAAGAAUAGUAUUUUUAAAAAACUUAAUUGAUGAAACAAUCGAUAGAUUAAAUAUUCCUCUUAAAAAAUUUACCACUAUUUCGCUACAAAAUAAAACAGAUACAAUAUGGAAUAAAUUUUCACUACAUUUAGAGGAGCCUGAAUGUGAAUCUAAUUCAAUAACACAAGAAGGUAUAAAAAUAAUAACAGCCGUUAUUGACAAUUUAAAAAAACAAACUAAUGAAAAUUUUGCAAUUGUUGAUAAAAUUUUAAAUAAAAUGAAAUUUUUAAAAUCUAAUUUCAUUAGAAAUGUUAGUAUCGUCGAUAAAAAUGAAAAUCAAAUAUUAUACAUACGUUCAUUUAACAGUUAUACUGGUUAUGGUUAUAAAUUUAUAUUUACUUCUCCUGUAUCUCAAAAUAAAACUGAAAUUGCUAAUCUCAGAAGUGAUUAUGGUUUCAAUAGUAAAAUGUUUAUUAAACUUUUUAAUAAUUCAUCAAAAAUUGAAAAAACAUAUAUUAAAUUUAAUACAUAUUAUCAAGAUUUCAAUACUGAAUAUUAUAUGCAAGAAAUUAAUAAUCAUCUUCAUAGAAAAUUUACCAGAAUUUUAUUUUUUGGUAUAUCGUCUCAUGAUAUUAAUGAACAAUGUGAUAAUUAUGAAUAUUUACAAGAAUCGAAACAUUCUAAUGUUUGCCUAAGACAUAGGCGUUUUAUUGAAAAAAUUCAUAUAAAAAACGAAAUAGUUGAGAUAAUAAAAAAAAAUUUUAUUCUUAAAAAAAAAUAUCAAUCCGAAGAGGAAAUACGUAAAUCAUUAGAAAAAUACACCUUACCAGAUAAUAAAAUAUUUUUAAUAUAUUUUGUCAAUCAUUUUCUAGAAGACAACAAUUUUGAAGAAUCUGAAUGGAGUAAAUAUUUACUAAUAGAGAAUUCUCAUAUUUUAAAUAAAUUAAGAUUCGAUAUACGUUUAGAAAAUAAUAUUUCAAACAUUGUAGCUAAAGAGAGAAUAAAUUUACUCUACACAUAUAGAGAGAGAUCUAAAAUUGAAGAAGCAACAUCACUGGGAAAUAUAAUUAAAAAUUACAAUAAUCAAAAGGCAGGUUAUUCGGCAACAUUUGAAGAUUACUAUGCAAUUAGAAAUUUUAUUACAACAGGCAAUAGAAGAAUAAGUCAAGAUACAAGUGAAGCAAAAUUAAUGAAACUUGCUUUAUAUAAAUUAGCAAUAAGACAAUCUGACGAUUUAAAAGAGGAUUUUGAAUCGAAAUUAUUUCGAAUCGAAUACAAAUCUGUCGAAUGGAUUAAAAAGGAAAUAUAUAUUGGAAAACGUUUUAUUUUUCAAAAAUUUUUAACAACUUCUACAAAUAUUAAAUCUGCGGAAAGACUUUCUGAAUUUCCACCAAAUGGAUUUCGUUAUGUUUUAUAUGAAAUGGAUUUUUUUGGUUCUUAUUUUAGAGUAAAAAUUGAAGUUGACGAAGAAGAAGUGGUUGUCAAUCAUAAUUAUCAUAUUCAUAGAGAAAAAAAAGUUAUACUUUUGCCUGGUAGUGAAUUUGAAAUAGUGGAAAUUGUACUAACAAAACUUGAAGCAGUUGGAAAUGUUUUAAAAGUGGUACUACUUUCUAAAUCUCAUUUCUAUAAAACUUAUGAUUAUUAUAAAAAAAUUAUGAACGAAAUUUCACGUAAUAAAUAA
Leptopilina boulardi is the source of this 3628-nucleotide messenger RNA. RefSeq lists its product as uncharacterized. The record is from RefSeq and is a predicted model, not a curated record. The transcript is spliced from 2 exons. NCBI's taxonomy places the organism in Eukaryota, Metazoa, Arthropoda, Insecta, Hymenoptera, Figitidae. Bases 251 to 3628 code for a protein of 1125 amino acids.